AUGAUUUUAUCAAAAGAAAUUUCCUGGUCAUUAUUACCUGUGUUUGUGCAAGCUGCCACGGUAAAUUAUUCAAUACCUUCCACAGCACCUACCAGUGCAAUAAAACUUGCUCCUGCUCCUGUGGGUUUAUCUUUUGAGUUCUUUGCGUAUCCUGCAUAUUUCAAAAAUGUUACAGCCACAAAUCAAUGUUUGGCGAAUUUCAAAGAUUUGAGUGGAACAUGGCCUCCUAUUCGAAUUGGUGGUACUACACAAGAUCGUGCAACUUAUGAUUCGGAUAUAAGUGCAUAUGUCGCCUACAAUGUUAAUUCAUCUGUUGACGCACCCGCUUCAUUAAAAUUUGGUCCUAAUUUCAUGAAACUUGCUUCUACAUAUCCAGGAACUGUUGUAUUGGGACUCAAUCGUGGCCUUAAUAAUAUCACAAAUACUAUUGCUGCAGCAAAAUAUGCAAAGGGUAGUAUGAAAAAUUUAAAGGCCAUGGAACUUGGUAAUGAGCCAGAAUAUUACGUUAGUGAUGGCCAACCCAUUGCCUUUCCCUCCUGGACUCCCGCUAUCGACGCCGCCUCUCAAAAUAACUGGGACAUCCUAGUUGGAAAAGCUCUCGGCGCCACUGACUUCAUUCAAGCUGGAAACUCCAAUAAGGCACCACCUACUUGGGGAGCUGCGGAACUUAUCGCUAGUGGAAAUGCUACUGUGAGAACUUAUGUUAAGGAUUAUGCGCAUCAUAAUUAUCCGGGAGGAAAUGUACAGACUUUGAUGAGUCAUAGUGGGAUCGUUAGUAAUUUGGAACUGAUCGGAACGGAUAGGAAGGCUGCGACUGAUGUAGGGAAGGAAUAUGUAUUGGGAGAGACGAAUUCAGCCUCCGGCGGUGGUGCUGCAACCGUCUCUCCAACUUUCGGCGCAGCCAUUUGGACCCUUGAUUACGCCCUUCAAGCCACCGUUUUGAAUAUCACUACCAUAUACUAUCACCAUGGAACCAUCGGUGCCUGCUACUAUUGUUGGUGGGGACAAUACGACGCCGGUACUCCUUACUACGGAGCCUGGCUCGCAGCAUCUGCUUUUGCCGGAUCAUCCUACAUCCAACAAAUCGAUGCCGGUACUACUAAUUACGGUAUUUACGUACUUUACAAUAAGAAUAAAGCGCCCGUAAAAGCUGUAUUGAUUAACAGUGAUUAUUAUGAUGGAACAGGCACAAGAGGAAGUGAAACUUUUGUACUUGCAGGGUUAAAAGCGGGGAAAGAAACAAAGUCGAAGAGGUUGACUGCGGGAAGUGCGUUGAGUAGGGUUGAUCGGGGAUCUAAUCCGUCGUUUGGAGGUCAAGUUGUUGCUAAUAGUACUUGUGUUAUUGAAGGGGAGGAGACUUUUGAAAGGGUAAAGGUGGGAAGUUCUGGUAUUGCUGAAUUUACCGUUGCGGCUAGUGAGGCGUUGUUGUGCGAGCACACUGAAUGGGUUUGA
Molecule: messenger RNA, 1452 nt
Organism: Sclerotinia sclerotiorum 1980 UF-70
Lineage: Eukaryota; Fungi; Ascomycota; Leotiomycetes; Helotiales; Sclerotiniaceae
Exons: 7
Coding region: 1-1452 (483 amino acids)
Source: RefSeq, a predicted model, not a curated record